AACAUGUUUUGUUUUAGUAAAGCAAAUGUCAAAUGAAUCCAACUUAUUUAAGUGAAGAGAUAAAACUGGAGUUAGAGAUGAACUCGGUUCUAUUAGAUUUCAAAAAAUGAAAAAAUGAUGAAAAAUCAUCAUUGACUCCACACACCCAGCACACAAACUCUUUGAUCUGCUGCCCUCUGGCCGGCGCUUUAGAGCACCAAACACCAGGACUUCCAGACACAGAAGCAGCUUCUUCCCCCAGGCAAUCUCCCUCCUAAACAGAUAACUGCUCCUUAAGAGCAAUAUUCCACUUCCACUACUCCUAUAGUGUGCACUACUGUGCCUUAUUAUAUCUACAUCUGAUGUAUACAUGUAUAUAACACUACCUCUACUUACUAAAUUAUCCAUUUGCACAAGUGUACAUACAAUCUGUUAAUAUGUAUAUUCUACUAUUUACUACCCUGUACAAUGUCUCUUAUAUGUUAUUAUCCCCCAUUUUCUGUAAAAUAGUCUUUAUUUUAUAUAUGCACAAUUUAGAAUCUUUUAGACUGUAAAUCGUAUUAUAUUGUAUUGUCAUUGUGUUGAAUGUCUGUACUAGAAGCUUCCAACACCAAAGAAAAUUCCUUCUGUGUGCAAGCACACUUGGCAAUAAAGCUCUUCUGAUUCUGAUUCUGAUAUGAAAUGAUCCAUAACUACUAUUUGCAGUGCGAGGUAACUGAUUAGAUCAUUGUUUUUAAAGCUUAACAUGUGUAAUAUUACAUGUUUUAUAACUACAAUUCUGUAAUCCUUUUACUGAACCAUAGGCUAAAGACUGAUGACAGAUUAAAGACAGCUGUUUCUAAUCAUCAGUUAUUUUCAUUAUACAUGAUAAUCAUGUCUUGGGUUUACUUUCUGAGAAAUAUAUAGUGAUGAAAUAUUGAUUUGAGUGGAAAUGUUUUGAUUGUAGUUUUCAUGUGGAAACUACAGAACACAAGUACAGAUGUGUAUGAAAUACAGAAUGAGUGGAUGGGUUUAGAUAAAUUGUGUCAUCUUAUUCCUAAAAGUGUAGUAAUAAUCCACUAUAAAUGCGACUACGUACAUUAUUCAAUCAUUUACAAUGAAAGAAUUAAAACGUUUGACAAAACAUAAAAUUUGAGAGACAGGGCAUUAAUAUUACACUCGCUUUUCUCAAACGGACGCACGCUUUGAUCGAUGAACCCCACCGACAAUGUUCCGUGACGUUUGGAACAGAGAUCUGCUGCACUGCUUCGGCGCUUCCGCCAGUAACCACUAGAGGUCACCUGUGCGCUUCCUUGUCGUUGUGACAGGCUGCGCGAUUCUCUCUCUGUUGUGUCAAUUACGUCUUCUUUACUGAGCUGUUCUGGACCUUUUUGUUGUAUUUCGUGUUACUGAAUUCUGUUGUUGAGUUCUUCAUUUGUAAAUCGUACAAAUGCUAAUCACAUGCCUAAUCAGAGGAACCGUAAAAAGACAGGAAGUUCUGAACAGAUCACAGGAAGUUACUUUGUCUCUGUACUUUCCUAACAGACUAUACAAUGAACGAUGGUAAAAUACAUAUUAAUAAAUAAAAAAGUUUAAUAUGAAAUUCGUACUGAGGUUAAUUGUGUUGACGGUGCAGCAGCGCCCUCUUGUGGCGCGCGUCAGAACAACAUAAAAACAGCCGAUCUCUAUGGCAACAUGCCAUAACACCAGCGCGCGACACAAACCCUUCAUAUUUUUCCCUUGACCUGUUUAUUUGAAACACAUCUUGAUAUUUUAGAGAAAACAUGUCCCGUACUCAGGCUGAAAGUGUUAUAAGAAACAUUAUCCGUGAAAUCGCGCAAACAUGUUUGAGCAGAGGACCAACUCUGUCCGAAACCCUCAUCGCUUUCAUGGUGAAAGCUGUUGUUUUGGACCCCAGGAAUCAUUUUAAUGUGGACAGAACUCUCACCAAGCAAGUUGUAAAGAAACUCAUAGAGAUUUGUGUGGACAGACUGAUGGACGAGGACAGUCCCACUCUAAACACCAUUCAGAUGCAGGUUUAUUUUGACAUGAACUACACAUCUCGACGUGAGUUUGCAGACGUCCAGCAGAAGAUCCAGCAGUCACGUGUGCAGUCGCUGAGCAGAGACGUCACAGACACCAGAGCCAGGAGCAGAGAAGAGCUGCACCACCUCUACACAAAGAUAGCCAGCUACAUCAUACAGCGCUCCAACCUGGGCUCAAACACAGACUUCAACACAGUCCGAGAGACCACCGCCGCUCUUCAGAGUGUGUUUCCACCGUCGGAGCUCAGCACCUUCAUGUCUCUUCUGAAACAAGACAAAGAAGAGCAGCUGAAGGAGCUGACGCUGAUCGUGAGCGGCAUACGACUCUUCAACAAGAGCAACAGCAGAGGAGGAGAGGCCAUACGCGACGUGCCGGCCGUCCUGAACGAGACGCUGCCCGCCGCCGCGGCAGAUGUGGAGAGAGAACUGGCGGCGUGUCAGCGUCUGGCGUGGCAGUACACAGCCCUGCUGGAGAAGAUCAUCGAGCAGGACACCGACUGCCCCGUCCAGCCACAUGUGCUCAAACACUCUCUCUAUAACACACGACAACACGAGGCCUUCCUCAAAAUCAUACUGGCGGACAUGAUUCUGUGCGCGAGAGAGGUGACGCGGCUCCAGUCCGACCUGACGUCCAGAAUGAAGCUCGUGCAGGACACGGUGCACUCCAUGUCUGCUGUGCCCACAUCUCAAGUGUUUCCUCAUUUCACAGCGUUGGCUGAAAUGUGGGCGGGGCUUGAGGGAGAGAAGAUGUUGCUGAGCAUGCUCACUAGCGCGGCGUCCGGUCUGAGAGGCUUUGUGUCGGCUCCGUCUCUGCUGAACCCAGAUCAGCUGGAGCGACUGCUGGAGGGCGAGCAGGUGCGAUCAGACAUGGAGAGGUGUUCUGGGACUGCAGGAGAGCGUGUUGUGAUGACGUCAGACAUGAGCGGGUGUGAGUGGAUGUUUCCGGAGAGGGCAGUGAACUUUGAGGGCGUUCCUCUGCAGUAUAAAGGUGUUUGUGGCUGGACGCUCGUACAGAAGAAGGGUCUGAUAGUGCCAGGUAAUCCACACGUGGGUGUUCUGAAGCACCGAGAGAAGUUUUACGCCUUCAGUUCCAGAAGCGCUGCGUGUGAGUUCGCGUCCAGAGCGGAUGAAUAUAUCACAGCUGUGGCAGAGAUGGCAAAGACAUCGGCUGAGCUCAUACAACUGCUUCAUCUGCAUCAGGAGUUUGCCUGUGUAACACCUUAUGCUGAGAUGCAGUCGGGACAGAAUCUGCUGGUGAAGGCCAUCUCUAAAAGUGACAGCAGCACACAAACUGAGAUUCACCCGCUGGAGACCAACAUCGUGAAGUCUUAUGAGUGGAACGAGUGGGAAGUGAGGAGAAAAGCCAUUAAACUGGCUAAUCUGAGAAAGAAAGUGACACGCUCAAUGCAGACCGAUCUGAGUCACAUGAGACGACAAAACAGCACGCAGACGUUCCUUCCCAAAGACGCCGGCAGUCAGACCAAACGAGACGGAGAGAGCGACGUACCAAAACCACAGGUCUAUCUGUCUGGACUGAGAGGACAAGAAACAAAUAUGAUGAAAGUUGAUUUAACUAGAACUAUCGAUGAAUGAUCUAUGAUGCCUGACACACUGCAAACAAAACCAAAUAAAAUCUUUCUGACUGCUGCCUUUGACUCGUAACUGCAAACAAAGGUUCAUUGAUUUGAAAAUCAAUGAUAAGUAGACUGUUUGUGUUGCUUGAGAAUGAUUGCUUCAGAUAGACAUUACCUUCCUAUUCUAAGCAGAAAGGGAUUUGUUUAGAAUUAGAAUAUUCCAUCUGCAUUUGGCCUUUUCCAAAAAUCUCACGACAACAAAUUUGAGAGUAUUUUGAUUUAGAAUACAUUUAGGGUCUCUUGACUUUUUAGGUAUGAAAGAUAUACUUGUGCUUGUGUUAUGCUAUGUAGUUUUUUAUGUAGAAAAACUGAUGCUUCCCGCAUCAGUUUUUCUAUUUGAAAUGCAAAAGCUUUAAAGCUCAACAUCUGAAAACUAUCGGCAUAAGCCUGGU
Triplophysa rosa is the source of this 4029-nucleotide messenger RNA. It is a transcript of the gene cfap206, whose product is annotated as cilia and flagella associated protein 206. Gene Ontology annotation, biological process: regulation of flagellated sperm motility; regulation of cilium beat frequency; sperm axoneme assembly. Lineage: Eukaryota; Metazoa; Chordata; Actinopteri; Cypriniformes; Nemacheilidae. The transcript has 12 exons. The record is from RefSeq and is a predicted model, not a curated record. The coding region runs from base 1743 to 3596 and encodes 617 amino acids. Gene Ontology annotation, cellular component: ciliary basal body; axoneme.